Molecule: messenger RNA, 1689 nt
Organism: Triticum aestivum (bread wheat)
Lineage: Eukaryota; Viridiplantae; Streptophyta; Magnoliopsida; Poales; Poaceae
Exons: 1
Coding region: 224-532 (102 amino acids)
Source: RefSeq, a predicted model, not a curated record
UCCUCCUCCUCCCCCUCCUCUCUCCAAUCUCAUGUGCGCCAACCAGGGUCAGCAUCCAGCUCACUCCCAGCCUCCAGCUCGGCUCACGGCCUAUAUAUUCACUCACCCGCACCUACUCCUCCACUAACCCUCUUCUGCUCUGCUCUGCUCCUCACAUCUCCAGCUCACACAACUCCGGAGAGCCCACACAGCACAGAGUCAGUGAGAGUUGCUAGUCGCUGCAAUGGCGAGGUGCGCCUUCUUGUCCCGGCCGAGGCUGGUGCUGCUUCUGGUGCUUCUCGGUGAUGUGGUUGCGACGUCGAUGGCCAGGCCGCUGCUGGGCGCUACCGCGGACGCGCCGACGCCCUUGCCGGCGGAGGGGCCGGACGGCGUGGCGCGGCCUGCCGGCGGGAGGCACGACCGGUCCAUCGCCGGCGCCGAGGUGAUCCUCGCCGGGUUCGCCGCGGCCGUCAUGGCCGUCAUCUUCCUAUACAUCCGGGUCACCAGGAAGAGCAACGACAGGGCAGCAGCCGGAAUGGCGGGCAAGGCUUAGUAGAAGAGCUCAGACGGUACUGUCUCUUUCUGUUUUGGGUUCUUGGGGUUCAGAGAGACUUGUAAAGAAGAUGAGAUGAGAUGAUCGGUAGAGUUUAGUUUACUGGUUUAGAGUGAACGCUCCAUGCGUGUGUGUGCGUGUCACCGUGGUAACUAAACUGGAAAUCUGUAGUUUGUCAUGUACAUGUAUGCGUGGAGAGCUUGGGAUUUGAGAAUGAGAUUUAGGAAAAACAGCGAAACAUCGGCUGAGCUAGCACGGUUCUUGAAAUCUUUAAUCGUGUAUCCGUGCUCUGUUUUGAUCUUGUGUCAGAAUCUUAAGCCUGCAAGAAGAACAGCCAAUGCUUGUCCUUACAGUAAUUCUUCCAAUGUUUGUCUGACAGUUGAGCAAAAGUGAAACAUCGUCUGCUACACACACGACAGAUUCUGGACGAGACGAUGCAGCACAUCAAACCGUCCAUGCGUUGAGCAAAAUACUCCAUCGUGCGGAGUUCGGCCGGCUACUGUCGUCCACAGAGCAGUUUCGGUUAAUCUUUGAAUCUAACAGCUCCUCGCCAUUACUUUAUGUUUGUUUAGAGCAACUAUAUACAUCAGCUCGAUCACCGUAAUAACCUCGUCAGGUUUUAGUCCAAAAUGACACCCUAGCAGAGUGGUCAUUCCAACCUCGAUCCCGUAAUUUUGGGAGCGCCUUCAAAUCGAGCACGCGGGCCUCCAUAUUUGGAGGUUGGGUGAGGCAUGUGGUGUACUUUCCCGUCGAGCGUGUUCUAGUGAAGUUUUUGCAUGACCGAACAGCCGUUCCGUCGAAUUGCUGACGACAUGCACGCCAGUGAACCUUUCUUCAACAACAAAGAAAUGCCGCGCCUUUGGGGUUUUCCUCUUUUCAAAAGGAGACCGCUUCAUUUCAGACGCUUGCAUAGGGCGCUCUUGUAGAUUCAUGGGAUGACACCCUCUGAAUGGCCGAGACACAAUCAUCAGGUGCAUCAAAGUGUUCAUUGAAACUGUUGUGCGUGUUUAUGGACCGUAGGAUCUGUGAGCACCCAAUGCUGAGGACAUGGCCAUGCUUCUAGCGAUGCAUGAAGCAGAAAGUUGUCCCAAGAUGUUAGGAAUUGUUGAUUGUAUGCACUUGAAGUGAAAGAAUUGCCUUGCAUCUUGAACCAUCAA